AUGGUCCGCGUGUAUGGCAACAUUGAGAAGUUGGAUAUGCUGUUUCACCGUAGUGGACCUAAUGCGGGGCAGCCGAGAGGAUUUGCCUUUGUCACUUACAAGCUGAGACAAGACGCUCUACAGGCCAUGAACUCUCUGAACGGACAGCUCUUAGGAAACAAGAGGAUAUGUGUUAAAUUUGCCAAGAAUGCUUCGGAGGAUCAAGAAAAACCAAAACCGGAACUUGGGAUACCAGCAUUAACAGCAGGAAAACCAGAAUUAAAACUUAGCAAGAAAACAGCCAUCCAAACGAUAGAAGCUAAAUUGAAAAUGCUGGAAAAUAUGAAGGCAGGAGACGAUUUUGUUAUAAACAAAUUGGCAGCUAAUGAAGCACCAGUAAUAACCCAAUACCAGCAAAGACAACAACCAAACAAAACAAUAAGUUCUUUUAAACGGAGGCACCCUUAUCAUAGAAAGAGAUAA
Molecule: messenger RNA, 462 nt
Organism: Leptosia nina
Lineage: Eukaryota; Metazoa; Arthropoda; Insecta; Lepidoptera; Pieridae
Source: the annotation of a GenBank genome assembly